Messenger RNA from Gossypium raimondii (Peruvian cotton), 2938 nucleotides. RefSeq names its product putative pentatricopeptide repeat-containing protein At1g56570. Lineage: Eukaryota; Viridiplantae; Streptophyta; Magnoliopsida; Malvales; Malvaceae. Gene Ontology annotation, molecular function: protein binding; RNA binding. The record is from RefSeq and is a predicted model, not a curated record. Gene Ontology annotation, biological process: RNA modification. Bases 86 to 1900 code for a protein of 604 amino acids. The transcript has 2 exons.
GCUUCGAUUUUUGAAGCUACAGCUUCCAUUGGUCAUUUUAUCCUUAAAACAUUAGCUUCAUCUCCAUCUUUAUCGUUAAUAUUAAAUGCACGCGGCUAGAAAAAUAGUCCCGCUUUCCAACAAGCACUCCCUUCAAUGGGUCCAAAACUACACUACCAGGACAAAGAUACCCAUUGCCAAUCUAUCGAAAGGAGCAAAGGGGUCUGCUAUAUUAGCCACAAAUGUCAUGAGAUCUUUUUUCGAUAACGGUUUGAUUGAUGAUGCACGUGCUCUGUUCGACGAAAUGCCUGAAAGAGACGUGGUUAUGUGGACGGCCAUGAUUGCCGGCUACACUUCAUGCAACCAAUAUGUCCAUGCCUGGACUGUGUUCUGUGAGAUGGUAAAUAAUUGGGAGAACCCCAAUGCAUUUACUUUAUCUAAUGUCUUAAAGGCUUGCAAAUCCCUGCAAUGUCUUGCGCGUGGAGGUUUGGUUCAUGGGAUGGCUAUAAAGCUUGGCUUAGAGGGUUCAUUAUACGUUGAUAAUGCGCUUAUGGACAUGUAUGCUACGUGUUGCAUUAGCAUGGAGGAUGCGUGUUCGAUUUUUAGAGAUAUGAAAGAGAAAAAUAUGGUCACUUGGACUACUUUGAUCACUGGUUACACUCACCGGGGUGAUGGCUAUGGUGGACUUCAAGUUUUCCGAGAAAUGUUACUGGAUGAAGCAGAGUUGAAUCCUCAUAGUUUUUCAAUUGCCAUUAGAGCUUGUGCUGCCAUAGGUUCAAAUACUUUUGGUAGGCAAAUACAUGCAGCCAUCAUUAAAAACGGGCUUGGUUCUAAUCUUCCUGUCAUGAAUUCUAUGCUAGACAUGUAUUGUAGGUGUGGUUUUUUAUCUGAAGCAAAUGCAUACUUCUAUGAGAUGUCUGAAAAAAAUCUGAUCACGUGGAACACCUUAUUAGCUGGUUAUGAAAGACUAGGUUCUAAAGAGGCCUUGAAUAUAUUCUCACAAAUGGAAUCAGACGGUUUUAGACCGAAUUGCUUCACAUUUACUAGUAUUACUGCUGCCUGUGCAAAUUUAGCAGUUUUGAAUUGUGGACAACAGGUUCAUGGAGGUAUCAUUUGCAGAGGCCUACAGGGGAACUUGGUGUUGGCUAAUGCCCUAAUUGACAUGUAUGCCAAGUGUGGAAGCAUAGCUGACUCACGCAAAAUCUUUAGUGAAAUGUCUGAUAGAAAUUUGGUGUCAUGGACAUCUAUGAUGAUUGGUUAUGGGGCACACGGUUAUGGGAAAGAGGCAGUUAAGUUGUUUGAUGAGAUGGUCGUGUCUGGAAUUAGACCUGACAGGAUAGUGUUUAUGGCAGUUCUUAGUGCUUGCAGUCAUGCUGGACUUAUAGAUGAAGGCUUGAGGUGUUUUGAAUCAAUGAGUAAUUACAACGUCACUCCCGAUCAGGAGAUUUAUGGGUGUGUUGUUGAUUUGCUAGGCCGUGGUGGGAGAGUUGAGGAGGCUUAUCAACUGAUCAAGGGCAUGCCAUUUAAGCCUAAUGAAUCUGUUUGGGGUGCACUUCUUGGUGCUUGUAAAGCACAUAAGCUCCCAAGUAUGGGAAAAUUAGCAGCAUUGAAGGUAUUGGAUUUGAGGCCAAAUAAAGUAGGGGCAUAUGUGAUGUUAUCAAAUAUCUUUGCUGCCGAGGGUAAGUGGGGAGAAUCUGCAAGAAUGAGGAAGUUGAUGAGAAGAACCGGUAGUAGAAAAGAGGCAGGAAGGAGUUGGAUUGAGGUAAGAAAUCAGGUAUACAGCUUUGUGGUUGGUGAUAAGGUUGGGUCUCACACAGAGUGGGCACAUGGGGUUGUAGAGUUGCUGAUUUUACAUAUGAAAGAAGCAGGAUAUAUUCCUGAUUUACAUUGUUUGAUACAUGAUCUUGAAGAUGGGACUUGAAGAGAAAAGAAGCUGAAGAAACUGAAAUGUGAUUAAUAUGAUCAAAUGGGGUUGUGGAAUUACUUAUUUUACUUACAGAAGAACCCGGAUUUAGCUUGUUUGAUACAUGUUCUUGAAGAUGGGAUUUGAAGAAACUGAAGUGAAUUACUGAACAUGAUCAAAUGGGGUUAUAGAGUUGCUUAUUCUAAAUAUGGAAGAAGCUAGGAUACAUGCCUGGUUUUGAUUGUUUGAUACAUGAUCUUGAAGAUAGGCCUUCAAAGGAGAGAAGCUGAAGAAACUGAAGUAAGGUACUGAAUAUGAUCAAAUGGGGUUGUUAAGUUGCUUGUUCUACAUAUGGAAGAAACAGGGUAAAUGCCUGGUUUACAUUGAUACAUGAUCUUGAAAGUGGGACUUGAAGAGAAGAGAAGCUUAAGAAACGGAAUUGAAUUACUGAAAAUGAUCAAAUGGGGUUGUAGAGUUGCUUAUUCCACAUAUGGAGGAGGCAGGAUAUAUGCCUGGUAAAGAUGGGACUUAAGAUGAGAGAAGCUGAAAGUGAAUUACUUAGGUGUGUUUAGUAUUGCUUCGAAGAAGCAUUUUUAGGGCAAAAAGCACUUUUGAGGCAAAAGCAUUAUAAAAAAAAAAGCUAUUUUUUUAGAGAAAAAGUGCUUCUCCUAAGCCAAAAAUUGGCCCAAAAAUAUUUUCUUGAGAAACUGAAAAUUUUAGCUUCUUCCCAAAAGUGCUUUUUUCCAAGCACUUUUGAGAAGCAUUGAUAUGACCAAAUGGGGUUGGUUAUGACCAGCCCUUACCUAAGUUGGGUAGAAUUGGAAGUUUAGAACAUAGAAAAUAUUUUAUGGAUUCUUUUCCUUUAUGGCUGGCUGCUGCAUUUGUUUCAAGGGGAGAGUCCCAUUAACUGCAAAUAAUUUUUCUUUCAAGAAUCUUAUCUACACUAAAACGCUUUCAUUCAAUAGGAGAUUGUUUGUUUAGACAAUACAGCAUAUAUCCUCUGAGUCUGACUUAAUGUUAAGUUGAUUGAAUAAAAUAAAUUUAUAUUUUUAGUAA